Thamnophis elegans (Western terrestrial garter snake) is the source of this 660-nucleotide messenger RNA. RefSeq names its product RAD51 associated protein 1 (gene RAD51AP1). Lineage: Eukaryota; Metazoa; Chordata; Lepidosauria; Squamata; Natricidae. The record is from RefSeq and is a predicted model, not a curated record. The transcript has 7 exons. Bases 42 to 599 code for a protein of 185 amino acids.
GGAGGUCCGCCCCCGCACUUCCGUUUCCGGCGGCGGCGGCUAUGGCGCGAAGGAGCGGCCGGAGCAGCCGCAGCGGGAGGGCGGACCCGUUCCAGGAGAGCGAUGAGGAUGAGGACUUCGCCGCGCCGCCCAAGAAGGCUCGCCCCGCCGGGAAGAGAGUUCCCCUUGGUGAGAAACUUUUCCAGAGAGAUUUGGAAGUUACUUUAGCCCUGUCGUUGAAUGAAUAUUUGGGAAACAAAGAUAAAAUUCAGAAGAAAGAUGACCAUGCUGAACCUAAGGCAGCUGUAGAGGAUUUCAAACAGGAAGCUGUAUUAUGCACACCAGAGACGGACAACGAUGGAAACGUAUCUGCCAAUCAGGAGAACUCUCAGCCACCUUUGGAGAUUGAAUUAGGUUCUUCGGAAUCCGUUGGGAAGCCUUUGAAGACCUCAAGCCCUUCGGUGCUGAAGAAACCCAGCUGGACGCCCCCAGGUGCAUCUGGAAGCAAAACCAGUCCGGUGGGAAGAGCUCCGGUUACAUCACCAGUUCAUGGUCUCCGCCUUGGCCUCUCCAGACGUGCCAAAGUGAAACCUCUGCACCCAUCUUGUGCCGGUACCUAAAAGGGCUUAAGGCUGGCAUGAGAAGGCUGCGGAUUGAGGUGGAACAAAGGAGAAACCCGUU